Messenger RNA from Hevea brasiliensis (rubber tree), 1422 nucleotides. Its product is annotated as protein SULFUR DEFICIENCY-INDUCED 2. Gene Ontology annotation, molecular function: protein binding. The transcript is spliced from 4 exons. The coding region runs from base 288 to 1187 and encodes 299 amino acids. The record is from RefSeq and is a predicted model, not a curated record. NCBI's taxonomy places the organism in Eukaryota, Viridiplantae, Streptophyta, Magnoliopsida, Malpighiales, Euphorbiaceae.
CUUAGACAUACGGGGCGUCCAGUUUCGUCUUCCAUCCAGCUCUCCAAACAUAUCAUCACCAUCAUCGUAUGUGGGCUUUUGUAGCUGUAACAUAACAACUCGCACCUCUCACGAACUAUGAGAAGAAGUUUCUUUUUUCUUCGCUGCUCCAAUUCUCCGUUUUCUCCGUCUGAAUUCUCAGUAUUGACUAUGUAUAGCUGAACAAGGAAGGGAUUUAAAGGGAGUUUUACGGGUGGGAAUUGGCGAGGGUUUGAUUUAAUUUCUUGCAUGUUUUAAAACAGAGAAAGAUGAACACAGGAAAAGGAGAGAAGCAUCAUCAUCAUGAUCAUGAUCAUCAAGAGCCCCCUUAUCAUGUCAUUCACAAGCUUCCUCCUGGUGAUAGCCCUUAUGUUAGAGCCAAGCAUGUCCAGCUAGUUCAAAAGGAUCCAGAAGCCGCGAUAGUUUUGUUUUGGAAGGCAAUAAAUGCUGGAGAUAGAGUAGAUAGUGCCCUCAAAGACAUGGCAGUGGUUAUGAAACAGCAAGAUCGAGCAGAGGAAGCAAUUGAAGCUAUAAAAUCUUUUAGGCAUCGCUGCUCCAAGCAAGCCCAAGAAUCACUUGACAAUGUCCUCAUUGACUUGUACAAGAAAUGUGGGAGAAUUGAGGAGCAGAUAGAACUAUUGAAGCAGAAGCUUCAUAUGAUCUAUGAAGGAGAAGCAUUCAAUGGAAAGCUAACUAGGACAGCUCGCUCUCAUGGGAGAAAGUUCCAGGUUACCAUCAAGCAAGAGACAUCUCGGAUACUGGGAAACUUGGGUUGGGCGUACAUGCAGCAAGGAAGCUAUUUGGCAGCAGAAGUUGUGUACCAGAAGGCGCAAUCAAUUGAUCCUGAUGCUAACAAGGCUUGCAAUUUGUGCUUGUGCCUUAUCAAGCAAGCGCGAUAUGCUGCAGCACAUUCAGUCCUUGAUGAUGUAUUGCAGGGUAAGCUUGCAGGAUCCGAUGACCCCAAGUCAAGAAGCCGUGUGAAGGAGUUGCUUCAUGAAUUAGAAGCAUGCCAAUCAUCACUGCUAUCGCCAAAAUCAUCAGAAUUAUGUUUAGAAGAUGCUUUUGUUGAAGGACUUGACAAGUUGAUGAGUCAAUGGGCACCCUAUAGGUCAAGGAGACUUCCCAUAUUUGAGGAGAUCUCUCCAUAUAGAGAUCAAUUAGCUUGUUGAUCCUAUAUUCUUAGUUCCGUCUUUCUUGAUAGACUGAGGAGAUAAAUGAUAGUGUGGAAGAAACAAUAAAUGGGAUUAAGAUACUAGUUCCUGUAUAACAUAUGUGAACUUGAAAGAAACUGUAUACUUAACUAGUGUUCUUUGCAAUGGAACUCCAACACCUGUAAGUAACAAAGUUACUGUAGAAAUACUUUACAUUCUUAACCCAGAAUCCAUAAACAAAAGAUUUCCAUGA